ACAUAACAAUGAUAUUACUGAUACAAUGAUGAUUUGUCGUCAAACAAAACACUGAAAACAGCUGAAGUUGCAGCUGUCUUGACGAGAAAGACUUUUUACAAUCUUGUCGGUGGCCAUACUGCGCGAACGUCGUGUUUCUUAUCACAACCCUCACGAGGUCGUUAUCAGUUAUCACGCAUUAUCCGUUGACAACAAAAAUAUUUACGUCACGAGCUGCAUGAAUGCUCACGACUACACGAGUGAUUUUGAUUUUGGUGUGCAAUCGGUCACGACUUGCGGGCGCCGGACUGCGCGAGUGCGACCGCGGUCUCUCGGUCUUUGGAUAUAAGGAUUUUACGGUCACGGCUAUUAUAAUUGUUUUAUUAUACCCGUUCAGUUAUACCACAGAAGUACAGAACGCAGAUUAUACUUUGUUCAGCACGUGGUCUUCGCCCUUUGGUGAUCACUGCCCACUGGUCACUGCUGCUAAGUGGAUGUGAUUUUUGUACUUCUGUGUUCACUGUUCACACUUCGUUGCGAUUAACAUGGGCAAGCGAAAGUUGAUGUCGCCUUUGUCGUCGAGCGCUCAACCAGUCGUCAAGUACAAACGUACUUGUGAGCAACCUCCGUCCGCCAACGGUGCGAAAACACUUACAGAAGAAGAGUACUCAAAAUUAAAACUGUAUUUAAAAGAGAAAAAAAAAAUUUUGAGAACUUUCCCGCGAAUAUUACUAAAUGCCCGUGGACAAUUGUCACAGUUAAAUGAUAGUGGUUUCAGUGAAAGUCCAUUAUUACCUUCUGACCUAAAUGAGUUAAUUUUAUAUUCUGUUUAUGGUCCAGGAAAAUAUGUUCCAAAAUGGUCGAGCUUAGAAAUGCAGUGCAACUUAAAUCAAACUUGUGUUUUAAUAAUCGAUGGAUGUGAAGUAAAUACUAAAGAAGAUUUUUCUCAUUUUAAAAGUUCUUUGCCAAUGUUUUCAAAGUAUAAAUUUUUACCACCUAUUGAAGUUGAGCUACCCCCAAGUUGGUGUGCUGAUUAUGAUACCGAUAAUACAACUUCAAUAACCGAUGAUGUAGUCUCAGAAUCUACAUCAACACAAAAAGAAAAUGUUGAGGAUAAAGAAAUUUGCUCACGAACACGUUUGCUGAUGUCUUUAAAUCAAAUGAUGAUUCACAAUUAUCCUUUACCUACCAAUAAACGUCAAUUUACAAUGGAUGGCUUCCGUUUUACAAAAAAUCAUUACUUGCCUGUUACUGAUAACAGUCCCAUGUAUGCAAUUGAUUGUGAAAUGUGUUAUACAUCUAUUGGUAGAAAUGAACUUACUAGAGUUUCCAUUGUUAAUGAAAAAUUAGAGGUAAUAUAUGAGUCUUUGGUGAAACCCACCAAUAAAAUUACUAAUUAUUUAACUAUAUAUUCUGGAAUAACAGCUUCAAAACUUAAGGAUGUCAAAACCACUUUAACAGAUGUACAAGAAGAUAUAAUAAAAAUAUUAUCUCCAGAUUCAAUUUUGAUUGGACAGUCAUUAAAUUGUGACUUGGAUGCAUUGAAGUUAUUCCAUCCAUACAUUAUAGACACUAGUGUUAUUUUCAAUUUGAAUGGAAAUAAAGGGUCUAAAAGUAAAUUAAAACUUUUGGCCAAAAAUUUCUUGGAUAUGAAUAUUCAAUGUGGUAAUCUUGGACAUGAUUCUAUUGAAGACAGUCGUGCUACUAUGUUACUCGUACAACUAAAAUUAUGCAAAUCACUAACAUACGGAGAUGCAUAUUUAAUUGGUCAGAAGAGAUUAGCUGAAUUUGUUAAUAAAAAAAUAAAAAUAAAUGUCAAGCAUAUAGAAACAUUUAAAAAGUUCUUAGCGUUAUUGCAGAGUGUUUCAGAAAGUUCAGCCAAAGGUAAAGUUCAUCUGAAAAAGAACCUAAUGGCUCCAUAUGAUAAUAUAUGGUCAACAUCCAAGUUAAAUAUUGAAGAGCAUUCAACCAACAAAGUUGUAUUAGAAUCUGUAUGUAAAUCAAUGGAAGACACAACUAAUCGGUUUUGCAUGGCACACAUGCAACUAAAAAAUAAAAAUAAUUUAAACCUAGUAAAUCGAUGGUGCGAAAAGUAUUGGGCGGCAAUGUCUUCAUUUGCACUUUGUGCUGUGGUAUUUACUGGCUGUGGUGCUGAAGGCAAAAAUUCGGUUUGCUUAUUGAAUGUCAAGCAGCCACCUUUGAAUCAUUUACAAGAUAAAUUUUGAUAUAAUUAUUAACUAUGUAUUUUAUUUGUUAAAAUAUUUUUAGUUUGAUAUUGUUUCUGUCAUAAACUUUGGGAAAGUAAAGAAUAUACUUUAUA
Messenger RNA from Metopolophium dirhodum (rose-grain aphid), 2299 nucleotides. It is a transcript of the gene Rexo5, whose product is annotated as RNA exonuclease 5. The record is from RefSeq and is a predicted model, not a curated record. The transcript has 8 exons. Gene Ontology annotation, molecular function: nucleic acid binding; exonuclease activity. NCBI's taxonomy places the organism in Eukaryota, Metazoa, Arthropoda, Insecta, Hemiptera, Aphididae. Gene Ontology annotation, cellular component: nucleus. The coding region runs from base 525 to 2204 and encodes 559 amino acids.